Messenger RNA from Anopheles stephensi (Asian malaria mosquito), 600 nucleotides. Its product is annotated as cytochrome c oxidase subunit 6A2, mitochondrial-like. Gene Ontology annotation, molecular function: enzyme regulator activity. Gene Ontology annotation, cellular component: mitochondrial inner membrane. The record is from RefSeq and is a predicted model, not a curated record. Gene Ontology annotation, biological process: mitochondrial electron transport, cytochrome c to oxygen. Lineage: Eukaryota; Metazoa; Arthropoda; Insecta; Diptera; Culicidae. The transcript has 2 exons. The coding region runs from base 67 to 411 and encodes 114 amino acids.
AACCACGCGGGUCUCUAAAUUUGUCAGUCUUCAUCCAACUGUUCAGUGGACAAGUAACACAAAAAAAUGUGGCCAAACGUAGCCCUUUCCACCAUACGCAUUUCCAUUCCGGAGAUGUUACUGAAGCGAAAAUGUACCACCGGACCCUCAGCCGUUUCGGGACAUACAGAACCUGGUGGUUAUAAAAAAUGGAAGAAGCUUACGUUUCUGGUCGCUUUGCCGGGCAUUGGACUGUGCGCUCUGAACGCAUUUUUAGCGCACCGAAAGGAACAUGAACACCGCUUCCGACCAAAGUUUGUUCCGUACGAAUAUCUUUGCAUACGCACUAAACGCUUUCCAUGGGGCGAUGGUGUCAAGACACUGUUUCACAAUCCGGAAGUGAACGCACUGCCCACUGGGUAUGAAAAAUAGUUGGCACAUAAAUUAGCGGCGUUGAUAGAAUUAGCCAUGAAAAGAAAAACUGAUCCGUAUCGCAUCUGCAUGCACCCAGUUGCAAAUAAUAACAAUGGCGUUUGCUUAAAUUAAAAAUUAAUGUUGUCCGCCCUUUGUCGCCCCGUACAAUCCGUUCAUUAAAAGCUCAUCAAAAACCUUGAAACAUUC